Molecule: messenger RNA, 3093 nt
Organism: Schistocerca nitens (vagrant locust)
Lineage: Eukaryota; Metazoa; Arthropoda; Insecta; Orthoptera; Acrididae
Exons: 8
Coding region: 126-1940 (604 amino acids)
Molecular function (GO): protein binding
Source: RefSeq, a predicted model, not a curated record
UAAGGCUAAGGUCACAGUGGCUACGAUAUCGUUCGGAUUCCGCCGACGGGCAGUCUUUUAACUACGGCGCGCUCGCACUGGAGCCGAUCUUAGCUCCCAAACGUACAGUCUUCGGACGACAAUUGAUGAAAUUAUUCGGUCAAAUCGACCGACGUUCUCGCACGCGAAAUAUAGAGCGCGAGAAACUGUGCCUGCAAGUAUAUCUAGGAGAGAUCCACAAGAUAACCACAUCUCCAAGUGCCAGAAGCAAAAUGACAUCAGAAUCAGAGUGCAGUUGCGGGUGUCUCGUGGCUGGUGAAGACAUCGCAGAGUAUCAGAGCAGUGAGACACUUGAAGCUCCACCUUCCACUGUCACUUCUAUUUUACAAAAUGACAGUGACACGAGUCCCCAGUCGGAUGCGUCUGCAACGAAUUUGAACACACAGCAAUAUGAAACUGCAGUUUCCUACAAGGCCGACGGCACGGGCACCUGGCGCUUGAGUGUCGACGACUUGCCCGAUGUUAUACUGAUAAAGAUCUUCUCUCACUUGUCUUUCAGAGAGCUAGUAGAUGUGGUGCAGAAAGUGUGCUGUCGCUGGAAAACGUUGUCCCAAGAAGCGGAGUUGUGGACUGAUAUGCAAUUCCAUAUCAAGUACAGCAGUGAUUACGAUGACGACACGUGGAAGGGCGUAAAGACUGACGGGGAGGCAAUACGGACUUUCUGCGAUCUCCCGAACUUGCGUAAUGUACGCGUGUUUCGCCCUGCCAAAUCCCGUGUCUUCCGUGCGCUCUACAACAGGUGUCGCAGACUGUCCACGCUGCGCCUGCACGCUGCACAGAAGCUCAGCUACUCGGUGCUGGAAAACUUAGUUGAGAAGUGCUCCAGAAUACGCACACUACGGAUAUCCAACGAACUGCUGAAGUCUGAGAAAUUUUCGGAGGCAGUGUCACGCCUACAGGACCUCCGUGUGCUGGAGGUGGCAAUGAACUUGAAGGAACCCAUUCCUGUGCUGCGACCUUUGGGUGACGGGUGCCCGCGACUAGCAGAGGUUGACUUUCUGUACACAACUUUUGACAACGACGAUUUAAAAUACUUCCUGAAUGCCAAGAGGAACACCCUUAAGUGCAUACGUAUAAAUUCGGAGGCAGUGAUUGGAAAACGGUGUGUCCUACCACUGCUGACCAUCUGUGCUGACAGCUUGGAACGGCUGCAUCUUUAUGAUUUAGACUUAAGCCACAGUGAGGUGAGGGAGGCAUUUACUGCACUGAGAAGCCUGAAGAACUUGCAAGAACUUGAGAUGUGGGUCUCCAGUCCUGAACCGCUUGAUAAAAUUACUAUGGUAUUUAAGACUGGUGGGCUGCCAAAACUGAGGCUUCUGAAUCUACAAGCGGGUCGCAGCCUGGACGAUAGCACUGUAAUUGCCAUCAGCCGUGGUUUCCCCACUUUACGGGAACUCUUCGUCCGACAUUCUGAACUACUCUCUGACGCUGCAUUCUCACAGAUCUACCAUCUGGAACACCUUGAAGUAUUGGACGUGUCAGGUUGCACAGGUCUCGGUGGGGCGUUUGUCCCCUACCUCGUCAGGCUACCACACCUUCGCACGUUGGUCAUGGAAGAACUGGAGUUUCCGAAGCUGCAACCGGGUCUGAGCAGUAUCCUCGAAUUGUCCGGUUUGCGCGCACUGUCACUCAGCUGGUCCCUUGUUACUGGAAUGCCAUUUGAUAAAUUUCCAGGAAAUCUUGUCAGUCUCAGGGAGCUGACAGUACACUGGUGCAGAGGUGAUCCUAAAGCCACAGAUGGGCUGACUGAGCAGAUGCCCAAGCUUAAAAUUCAUGGCUACUUUGAAGAUCAGGAGCCAGACAGUGACUGUGAUAAUAGCAGCAGCAGCAGCAGCAGCAGCCAUCGUGAGAGUGAUAAUGAUGAAAGUAAUAUAUCUGUUCUCUUUCUAGAGGAUGUAUAAAAGUGAUAUGAUAUUUAUAUACAAGUGUAUAACCGAUCACAUCUUGGCUCUAACUAUGUAACUUGAUCACACCUUUCGUGAUUGAACUGUCAAAUUUUUGUAAGAUUGUUGCUAAACUGGCUUCGCUGUAAUUUCAUGUUAACAAAGGCAAAAACUGUUUGGAAGUAGCCACGCGCUUGGAAGUGCAAUGUCAUGGUUUGUGCGGCCCCUCCCACUGGAGGUUCGUGUCCUCCCUCGGGCGUGUGUGUGUGUGUGUGUGUGUGUGUGUGUGUGUGUGUGUGUUCUUUGCAUAAGUUAGUUAAAGUAGUGUGUAAGUGACCAAUGACCUUAGCAGUUUGGUCCAUUAGGAAUUCACACACGUUUGAACAUUUUGUUUUGAAGUAAGGUAAUUGCAAAUUAUUUUGCAAAUCUCUAGCUAACAAUAAUGUUACAGUGAAACCUAAUUUUUAUGUUUCCACUUUUUACAUGCAUUUUUGUGAGUCCCAACAGAAGUUCUAUUCUCUUAGUACAAUGCUUUUAUGUUAACGAUUCCACGUUACAACAUUUCCCGCUUUUAAGUUUUCUUUAAAGUUAUUGAUCAUGUAAUGUAGUGUUACCGCGGUAAGCAAGAUUGCAUUGUCAGCAUGUUGGGUCACAGCUGACUUUAAUAUAGGUUUGCAGUGUUUGGAAUGGUGGGAAAGCAUGCUGAGUCAGUGCAUUAAUGAUAACCGUGAUCUGAUGAUAGUGACACUGGUAACAACCUUCCUACUGCUUAUUGCAUUGGACUACAGCAGAUUUAAUUUAAUUUCACAGUAAAUAAACACUGCUUUUGAAGACAGCCAUCUCUGGCUUUCUCAUUGUUACUUCCGCAUGAAAUAUGCUUAUCCGUACUAAGUGCACGGUCCUCGGUUGGUACGACGUGAUGUCGGAAGUGAGUGCCCUCCUUGGCGGCAACAAGCUUCAGAUUUUGUACCUAUUGUUAUCUGUUUAUGAAGACUGAAAAUUUCUCUUUUUUAAGUAAUAUGUUCCAAGUUUUAUUUACCAUAAUUUUGUGAUUAAUAUCAAUAAUAAGUCUUGCAUUAGAACAUGAAUAUCUUUUUAAUGGGCUUUUGUAAAAAGACUUGGCUUCCAUGUUUCAGAUUUUUUUAAAUAGGCAAAAUUUAAGUUGUUUUAA